ACCUCGGAGCUUUUCAGCCCACUCCUGUUCCUGGCUCACUGCUGUUCGCUCUCGUUGAGGAACAAGUCAGUCAGGAAGCCGCGUCGCAGCCAUGGCAUUUAAAGUUACCGGAAAGACACCCGUGGAACCAGAGGUGGCGAUUCACCGAAUUAGAAUUACUCUAACCAGCCGGAAAGUAAAGUCUUUGGAGAAGGUGUGUGCUGAUUUGAUCAGAGGCGCAAAGGAAAAGAAUCUCAAAGUGAAAGGACCAGUUCUAAUGCCUACCAAGACACUGAGAAUCACUACAAGAAAAACUCCCUGCGGGGAGGGUUCUAAGACUUGGGAUCGAUUUCAGAUGAGGAUCCACAAGCGACUCAUUGACUUGCACAGCCCCUCUGAGAUUGUUAGGCAGAUUACUUCCAUCAGUAUUGAGCCAGGAGUUGAGGUUGAAGUCACCAUUGCAGAUGCCUAAGUCAUUCUUUUUAAUAAAUUGACAAUCAGUUGUUAAACUUUGUUGACUUUUAUUUGUGAUACUGGCAGAUUUCAGGACUGUAGAGUUGUACUGUGGAUUUAUUCUACUUUCCAAGUAGACUGUCAGAAUUAGAUGGGUGUGCUAUGGUGGUCUACCCUGUUUUCAUUUUCAUUAUUUUUCCUAGAGUCAGCUAAACCAGUUUACACUUGGAAUCAUGGACAGUUGAAUUUUGUUUAUAUGAACUUUGGGACUGAAAAAUAUAAUAAAAGUCAAACCUCUGUUGGCA
Molecule: messenger RNA, 737 nt
Organism: Phyllostomus hastatus (greater spear-nosed bat)
Lineage: Eukaryota; Metazoa; Chordata; Mammalia; Chiroptera; Phyllostomidae
Product: 40S ribosomal protein S20-like
Exons: 1
Coding region: 92-451 (119 amino acids)
Biological process (GO): translation
Cellular component (GO): cytosolic small ribosomal subunit; ribosome
Molecular function (GO): RNA binding; structural constituent of ribosome
Source: RefSeq, a predicted model, not a curated record